Chionomys nivalis (European snow vole) is the source of this 1482-nucleotide messenger RNA. RefSeq names its product solute carrier family 17 member 4 (gene Slc17a4). Bases 1 to 1482 code for a protein of 493 amino acids. Lineage: Eukaryota; Metazoa; Chordata; Mammalia; Rodentia; Cricetidae. The transcript has 11 exons. Gene Ontology annotation, biological process: monoatomic anion transport; transmembrane transport. The record is from RefSeq and is a predicted model, not a curated record. Gene Ontology annotation, molecular function: transmembrane transporter activity.
AUGUCUACUGGAGCAGACAUCAAGGAGAGAGUGGGAGAUAGUUCCCAUGACAGCAAUUCAAACAUGACCCAAGAACAAUUCUUCAAGAAAGGUUUUUGUUCACUGCGGCAUGGCCUGGCCUUCAUCUUGCAGCUCUGUAAUUUUUCGAUCUAUACCCAACAAAUGAACUUGAGCAUUGCCAUAACAGCUAUGGUGAACACCACAGCAGCAACCAGCCAGCCCAACGCUUCCACUGAAAGACCCCUCACUGACUCACAGGACUUCUGGAAUGAAACAGUACAGGAAUCUAUGGCCCCGGUGUAUGACUGGACUCCAGAGAUCCAGGGUAUCCUCCUCAGCUCCCUGAGUUACGGGUCAUUCUUAGCUCCGAUCCCCACUGGCUAUGUGGCUGGAGUAUUUGGAGCCAAGUAUGUGGUUGGAGCAGGUUUGUUAAUUUCUUCAGUGCUGACUCUCUUCAUUCCACUGGCGGCUGAUACUGGAGUAGCCUUGCUCAUUGUCCUUCGGGUCAUCCAAGGCAUCGCUCAGGUUAUGGUAUUAACAGGUCAGUACUCAAUAUGGGUCAAAUGGGCUCCGCCAUUGGAAAGGAGUCAACUCACCACCAUUGCUGGAUCAGGGGCAAUGCUUGGGACCUUCCUUGUCCUCAUUGCUGGUGGUCUUCUUUGCCAGACCCUCGGAUGGCCUUAUAUCUUCUACAUCUUUGGUGGCAUUGGCUGUGCCUGUUGCCUGAUCUGGUUUCCUCUAGUAUAUGAUGACCCACAGAAUCACCCCUUUAUCAGCGCUGCUGAGAAGAGAUACAUUGGGUGUUCACUGGCUCACGAGGAUUGCUCACCAGGCUGGUCUCUUCCCAUUAAAGCCAUGGUCAAAUCUCUCCCACUUUGGGCUAUUGUAGUUUCUUACUUCUGCCAAUAUUGGCUGUUAUCCACAAUGAUGGCAUACACACCCACGUAUAUCGGCUCUGUACUUCAAGCAAACCUCAGAGACAGCGGAAUCUUGUCGGCCCUGCCAUUCGUGUUUGGCUGUGUCUGCAUUAUCCUGGGGGGACUACUGGCAGAUUUUCUCCUCUCCAGGAAAAUCCUCCGACUCGUGACAAUCAGGAAGCUCUUCACUGCAAUAGGGGUCCUUGUCUCAUCUGGGAUCCUCGUGCCCCUGCCUUGGGUCAGCUCUAGCCGCAGCACCACAAUGGCCUUCUUGGUUCUGUCGUCUGUCUUCUGCAGCCUCUGUGACUCAGGGGCCCUCAUAAACUUCUUAGAUAUUGCUCCAAGGUACGCUGGCUUUCUCAAAGGACUACUACAAAUCUUUUCAUAUAUAGCGGGAGCCGUAGCUCCUACUGCUGCUGGAUUUUUUAUUGGUCAGGAUCCAGAGCUUGGCUGGAGAAAUGUCUUCUUACUGGCAGCUGCUAUUGAUGUUGUAGGCCUGCUCUUCUACCUCGUCUUCGGCCAAGCAGAGGUCCAGGACUGGGCUAAGGAGCAGACCCAUCUCUGA